GUAGCCAAGUUUUUGAACAGUCUAAAGUAGAAAAACCUUAUUAAACAAAAAGUCACUCAUACGCAUUUUAGUUCUUUCUUGCUAAGUUAGCCUGGGAAUACUGUCAGUCAAGAACGCAAAAGAGGGAACAGAGAGCUCAUCCUUUUGGGUUUGGAUAUCACAAAAAGUCAGAGAGUGGGAGUUUUGGCUUGUGUCUUGUUGUGGGUUUCAGAUCACUCACUUCACUUGGUCUCUUGGAUCAGGAUCGAAGAAAUACCGGUAUUGUAAGUGAACUGAUGAGUAAAGGAAAGCAUUUCAUAUUGAUACGAAAUCCUCUUAAAAUACUGGUCAGACUUUCUCAUCAAACACUGGCUCUCAACUUUAGCCAAUGUUUCAACUAAUGCUCUUCUCUGUUUCUCGAAUUAGGCUUGGGGGAAUUAGUGUCGACAUACAGUGAUCUCUGUCAGAUGGGAAUGCCACCAGCAGUCAUCAAUGCGGAUGAGCUUCAGCGAGAUCUCGAGCUUGUGAAAAUCGAUGGGCGUGUGAUUGGUGACGGAAAAGUUGGACCGAUAACGAGAACUCUGCAAAACGCCUACAAGAAAUUGACAGAGGAUUCAGGAUCGAAGAAAUAUCGGUAUCCUAAGGUAAAAAGUCUCUUUCUGAUUGCUUGUAUUGGAACCUUCAAAGUUCGUAUCAUCAUACUUCUUGCAUGUGACGAGAUGGCAAAGGUUUCUAUUUUUGACUCGGUUGUACAAGGCGCUGACUCGGUAGUGGAAAGAAUACGGAUUUACAAGGGAAAGAUAUUCAAGCUUGAGGAACAUCUAAAACGAUUUCUCACAAGAUUCAGCCAUUCGGAGUCUCCACAUGUUGAAUCGAAGACUGUAACUCCUCAUUUUUCUCCUUGUUCUACGGUGUUUCAAACUGGCGGGAAUGCUAGUUCUUCCGGGACAAGUGAGACGAUUAAGAAGUAUCGUCGGAGACCAAGUCAGCACAAGAGAAAAGCGCAGGCUGCAAAAGAGACUAAGGAUGCCCUGAAAGUGGAGUUAGUUUACAGAGAAAAAGCAAGACAAGAGGGAGGAGAAGGUGUGUCUUUGAAGAGAAAAGCGGAGGAGAAUGGUUUGUCAUCACCAAAGAUUGCUAGGCGGUCUGAAAAUGAUUUAGCGGUGGUUCCGUAUGAGGAACCGCCGAAGCAAGAAAUGAGACGUGUUCAUUUCCCGGAUAUUUUGUUUCUCCUGGAGACGAAAAACUCCAGUAAUCACGUGUUGGAUGUUAAAAAAUGGUUAGGUUAUGAUUCUUCUCAUAUAGUUGAUCCUGAAGGUAAACGCAAUGAUAUGUGGAUCCAAAUCAGAUUAGAUAGAGCUCUUGGCAAUUCUGAAUGGUUUCAUCUUUUUCCGAGAGUUCAAGCUGAAUAUCUAGAGCGGGUGGGUUCGGAUCACAGGCCCUUACUGACCAGGUUCGUCAAUGAGAAUCAAACAUUUAGAGGUCGCUUCAUGUUUGAUAAACGGUGGACUGCAAAACCGGAAACUUUGGAGAUUAUUAGACACGGUUGGAACAGUGAAGGAAUGGAUGUUCAUGCAAUAGAAGAAGCGGAACUGUGGAAUAAGUUAAAGGAGACACAACCGCAGCCUCCUCUUGGUACUGGUUUGAAUGCUCGCCGUGAGACCAGAUGGGAUCAGUCUGGCAGUGGGAACCAAGGACCAAGGCAAAGGGCUGCUGCUUUAGCUGCCUUGCCUUAUGCAUUUAAUUCUUCUUCUGCUCUCCGGGGACUAGUCCUGAAAGGCAGAGAGUGUGUUGCUUUGUUUCUUCCCUUCGCUUGUGGAUUGAAGAGAUGGAGAUGUUACGAGACUAGUCCUGGAGUUGGAAGCAUAACUUCAUUGUUGUGACAGAUCAUCGCUCUCAUCUUUUUCACUAAUUACCAAAGUUUGUUGUGUGUUUUAGUUCUCUCUUGCUAUUCUUAAUUUUAUGCUAUUUGAUGUUUGGCUUUUCCAAUUACUAACCGUAAUUUCAAUUUUGACCUUUUUAGGAGUUGCAAACAUUAUGGAAGAAAGAGGAGUCGAAGAAAACUUCCUCUGUUUU
Molecule: messenger RNA, 2055 nt
Organism: Arabidopsis arenosa
Lineage: Eukaryota; Viridiplantae; Streptophyta; Magnoliopsida; Brassicales; Brassicaceae
Source: the annotation of a GenBank genome assembly